AUGUUAUUCUCAGAUAACCAUGAUACUCAACGGAAGAUUGUUCUCCAGAAUGUGCAUGUUUUCGACGGAUCGGAGUUCACAGGACCUCAAACUGUGGUCAUGCACAAGGGUAUCAUUAGCAGCAACCCAGAAAACGCCGACGAAAUCAUCGAUGGAAAAGGUCGCUUCUUGAUUACAGGUUUAAUCGACUGCCAUGUGCAUCUCCAUCAUGUUGGUCACCUGCAGCAACUGGCAGCCAAUGGAGUAACCACAGCCUUGGACAUGGCAAUGUGGCCCGCCGACAAGAUGAACAGUCUCAGAGAAACCCCCGGUCUUCCUGACAUUAGAAGUGCCGGGCUACCAGUCACAGCUGCAGGUAGUCUCCACAGCUGCAUGAUGCCUCUCCUGGAAGAAGCGUUGCUCGCAGGCUCCGAACAUGCCGAGGCAUUCGUCGAGAAAAGAAUAGCGGAAGGAUCGGAUUACAUCAAACUGAUAUCUGACAUCCCAGGCCCAGCCCAGGAGACUCUUAACGCAGUAACCGAAGCUGCACAUCAAAGAGACAAGAUGGUUGUAGCCCAUGCUUCAACCUAUACACCCUUCGAAAUGGCACUGAGGGCGAAAGUAGAUCUCAUCACCCAUGUCCCACGAGAUAAACCAAUCUCUAUAGCCACAGCAAAGGAAAUGAUUGAGAAUAAUAUCAUCUCGGUGCCGACUUUGACUAUGAUGCAGGCCGUUUCGGCAAACCCUCCUCUCAGCGCGGCACUUGGUAUGAUCUUCAAACCUUCCUUGUUUAUGGCUAUACUGCGAUCCAAGAGGAACAGCCAGGGAGCCCAGACGUACGAGAAUGCCCGAGACUCGGUUACAACCAUGUACCGUGCGGGUGUUCCUAUCCUUGCAGGCACCGAUUGCCAUGAAGAGCCGAAUUCAUUCUUCGAUGUCAAGCAUGGAGCAUCAUUACAUCGUGAAUUGGAGCUGCUUGUGGAAGCGGGAUUAUCACCUCGUGAAGUUUUGCGCGCUGCUACUAUUCUUCCUGCGCAGUUCUUUCGACUCUUGGAUCGGGGUGUGAUUGAGGAAGGGAAACGAGCCGAUCUGGUUCUUCUUCGGGAGGAUCCUACUAGGGAUAUUAGGGCGUCGCGGGGGAUCGAUCGGGUUUGGUGCGGUGGAAUUGAAUACGAGGUGGAUCAUGACAAGACAAUCAGCCACAGAGCUAGAGUCGAAUGA
Penicillium nucicola is the source of this 1200-nucleotide messenger RNA. Its product is annotated as amidohydrolase family protein. Bases 1 to 1200 code for a protein of 399 amino acids. Lineage: Eukaryota; Fungi; Ascomycota; Eurotiomycetes; Eurotiales; Aspergillaceae. The transcript has a single exon. The record is from RefSeq and is a predicted model, not a curated record. Gene Ontology annotation, molecular function: hydrolase activity, acting on carbon-nitrogen (but not peptide) bonds.